AUGUGUCAGUCACAGGAGCCAGAGGCCAGACUGGGUCUGAGUAGUCCUGAUCCGCUAGUGAGAGAGGCUUUUCUGAUGGCCCAUGACUACAUAGACUAUGUAACCAAAGGGGGGGCAGAUGGGACCAUGGGUCCUGCCCCCUCAGCCUGCACCGCUGCCCUGCGCCAUGCUGGAGACGAGCUCCUCACCCGUUUCCCCAUCUUCUUCAGGCGCUGGCCUCGUGUCUUCCAGGAUGUGGCGGAGAACACAGCCUGCCCUAUGCUCAUAAGCAUACUUGAUGAACACUUCUUUCCCCCUGUCCCUGGGGGGCGCCAAAGGGACUUGGCCUGGAGCGCAGUGCUGUCAGUGUAUGUGCUGGCUGGCCAGAUGGCUCUGCAUUGCCAUGAGAGGGGAAUGAUGGUGGUCUUGCCCCAGCUGAAGGAGUGUGUGGGGGCCUAUGUAGAGAGGGUCAUCUGCCCUGAAAUACAAGACAAGGGAGGAUGGAGUGGUUUUGUGUCACGCUUUGGAGAGAAGCAGGACUUGGAGGGCCAGGUGAAGAAAGUGUGCUGUUGGACACUGCUAACAUUGGCCACAAGUAUCCUCACCUACUUGUUGUGGAAAAGAAUGGCUUAG
This is a messenger RNA of Xiphias gladius (swordfish), 612 nucleotides long. It is a transcript of the gene bcl2l16, whose product is annotated as BCL2 like 16. Gene Ontology annotation, biological process: intrinsic apoptotic signaling pathway in response to DNA damage; regulation of apoptotic process; extrinsic apoptotic signaling pathway in absence of ligand. Lineage: Eukaryota; Metazoa; Chordata; Actinopteri; Istiophoriformes; Xiphiidae. Gene Ontology annotation, molecular function: protein heterodimerization activity; protein homodimerization activity. The transcript is spliced from 2 exons. The coding region runs from base 1 to 612 and encodes 203 amino acids. The record is from RefSeq and is a predicted model, not a curated record. Gene Ontology annotation, cellular component: mitochondrial outer membrane.